Messenger RNA from Rosa rugosa (rugosa rose), 1628 nucleotides. RefSeq names its product probable receptor-like protein kinase At5g24010. The record is from RefSeq and is a predicted model, not a curated record. NCBI's taxonomy places the organism in Eukaryota, Viridiplantae, Streptophyta, Magnoliopsida, Rosales, Rosaceae. Gene Ontology annotation, molecular function: protein kinase activity. The transcript has a single exon. The coding region runs from base 46 to 1464 and encodes 472 amino acids.
CCGAAACCCAGUCUCUCGUCGGAUCUUUCCACCUUCGAAUUUCCGAUGGCGUUUCCCUACACAUACCUCACGCUCUUUCUCUCUCUACUUUCUCUCUCUACCCUCUCCCUCUCCCUCUCCGCCUUCUCUCCCGUCGACAACUACCUCUUCGACUGCGGCUCCACCGUGGACUCCGCCUUCGACGACGGCCGCCGCUUCGUCCCGGACUCGUCCACUUCAGCUCGCUCAAUUUCACUCCGAAACCAAAACCCUAAUCCCAAUUCGCCCCAAAUUUACCAAACCGCUAGGGUUUUCCGGCGGCCGUCCAAGUACGAGUUCCAGAUCCACGACCCGGGGACCCAGAUGGUACGCCUCCAUUUCCAGAGCUUCAAUUCUUGUAAUUUCGAUUGGAAUAGUGCUCAAUUUCAUGUCUUGGUCAAUGGGUUUGUGGUUUUGAAAGUCAGCGGCUUUGGAUUUGGGGGUGUAUUAGGUCCUAUGAUUAAGGAGUACUUGAUCUGGGUCGGUACUGGAAAGCUUGUGAUUCGAUUUGUUCCUGAUAAAAAGUCGAGCUUUGCGUUUGUGAAUGCGAUUGAGGUCGUUUCUGCACCUAAGGACCUUGUUGCUGAUACUGCAAUGUAUGUGAGUGAUGGCAAAGUUGUGGGUUUUGAUGGGUUGGCUAAGCAAGCUCUUCAAGUUGUGCAUAGGGUUAAUGUGGGAGGUCAUAAAGUGACGCCCUUUAAUGAUAGUCUGUGGAGGACUUGGAUUACUGAUGAGGAGUUUUUCGAUGCGGGUUUCGGGUCGGAGAGGGUUUAUUUUGGGGGGAGGAUUAAGUAUCAGGUUGGAGGGGCUAGCCGGGAAGUUGGUCCGGAUAAUGUGUACAACACUGCAAGAUUGAUUCGUAGUACGAAUGCUUCGAUUCCCAAUGUGAAUAUGACAUGGGUGUUCCCUGCAGUGGGUGGGUAUAAGUAUUUGGUUCGGAUGCAUUUCUGUGAUUUUGCUAGUACUUCGCUUGGUUUGCUGUAUUUCAAUGUUUAUGUGAAUGGGAAUUUGGCGUAUGAAGAUUUGGAUUUGUCUAAGGCUGCAAAUUAUAUGUUGGCUUCUCCGUUCUAUACUGAUUUUGUGGUUGAUGGAGAUGAUUCAGAUUCUUUGACUGUAACUGUAGGACCAUCGAACGCUAGCGUGCCGUACGCCAUUGAUGGUAUAUUGAAUGGUAUUGAGAUCAUGAAGUUGAAUAACUCAGUUGGGAGUCUUGAUGGCGAGCAUUGUGCAGAGUGGGUUUUGGGGAGUUGGCCAAAGGGACAUGUUAGUCUCUUGGUUCCUCUAGUUGCUGCUGCUUGUGUGCUGCUAAGCUUAUCUAUGUUUACGCGCAGGAGGAUCAUGAGGAAGAAGGAAUCUGUGGCAUGGACGAAACUGCCUGUGGAUGUUUCAGAAGUUAAUGCCAAGCAUGGAAAUAUACAUCAAUCGGAUAAAUUGGAAAGCACUUGAGGGUCAAUGAAUAGCAGCUGUGGUUUUCAAAGUCUCGAAAAAGUGUUGUAAUCUUAUUGCUUACGUUGUAUAGUUAUGCAAUAGUCUGAAGUUGUAUAAGUUUCUAGCAAUAUUUGGUGUAGUUUCGCACUUAAUACUUAAAUACACGCAAUAGUUUGGGUAUA